AUGAACCGCUCGUGAAUGGCCAUUCCACCGCGCCGCCACUCGUAGUGAUCUCGUCGAACGGUGUUGUGGGAGCGCCAGUGCAGAAGCAUCAUCUCGCGAGUCACGUUCCCGUGGUCGCGGGUUCCACCGCCAGCAUUACCUCCCCGAUGACGAUCGACCUGUCGACCAAGAGCCUAAACCACCACCAGCAGCAGAACGGUGUUCCGUUCCAGCAUCACGCCGCGCUGCAUUCGCUCGCCCCUUCCACGACACCACCGUCGUCUGCCCUGUCGUCGUCAUCAUCGUCCUCGUCGUCCUCUUCCUCCUCGUCAUCAUCCUCGACGCUCACCGUCUCACCGGUGGACGAUUCGCAGUCGUCGUUGAACCUGAGCAACGGUCCCGCCCCAAACGGUUUCGGUACCGUUCACAGUGCCAACACUUCCGGCGGUGGUUCGCUCAACCUGAGCAGUACCGCAAGCAGCGGAUCGUCCCUGCUGCCGGGUAUCGGUCUGAGCCCGGGCACCACCGUUACGUCCGUCGUGGCCGGUGGUGUACUGCCGAUCGGCAUCGACGGUGGAGUGCUGCAAACGGCCACUUCCGGAACGGCCAAUCGCCACCCGGUGGCCGUGCACCAUUUGCCACUGGAGCUUCAGCAGCAGGUGGCGGCCGGCCUAUCGGCGCACGGUUCGCAGACGGCCGGAGCGGCCCUGUUCGCAAACAUCCCAGCGCGGCGGAGAACGACCAGCUCAAACAGCAACGGAGUCGGAACGCGAGAGGUUCACAACAAGCUGGAAAAGAAUCGACGGGCGCACUUGAAGGAGUGUUUCGAGCAGCUAAAGAAACAGCUCAGCCUACAGCCGGACGAGAAGAAGAUCUCCAACCUGUCCAUCCUGCACGCAGCGAUACGGCACAUUCAGAUGCAGAAACGCAAGGAGCGCGAGUUCGAGCACGAGAUGGAGCGACUGGCGAAGGAGAAGAUUGCGGCGCAGAAUCGGAUUUUGCUGUUGAAGCGCGAGAUCACGCAGAUGGGCGAUAUCGAUGUGUCGCGGCUGGCACCGGAUACGGAUAUCACGCCAAACCCGACGGGCGGUCUCAAUCUGACCAGCGUGGUGCAAUCGGAUCGUGAUCAUCUCAGCGAUGCCGUGCUGGUCCCGGGACGCAAUGGCAUUCGGUACAGCUCUAGCAGCUCACUCUCGAGCAUUGCAACAAAUGCUUCCAUCGGCACCUUACCGCACCAAACAACCAUUUCGCCAGUUCUAUCCAUAUCAUCACCGACGCGCGGCAGCCCGGCCUUGAAUCGCAGCUCAACAUCGCCUCCGUCAUCAUCGUCGCCGUCGUCGUCCUCCCUGUCAUCGUCGGCGUCCUCGCUUUCGGUGUCGUCGACCACCGCGAGCCUCAUGCUGCCACUGUCGUUGACUACCAAGAGCAGCAACGGUGGUGGCGUCCUGGUGGAUUCGCACAACGGUGCUGUCGCAUGCAACACAACGUCGCCGUCUCCGCUCAAGUUUUCCACCGGCCCACUGAACGGACUCAAUCUGAGCAGUUCCGUCUCGGCUCUUCCUAUAAACGGGAUCAACGGUUCGACGGCCGCUUCCAUCGGCCAGCUGCCCGUCAUCGUCGGUGCGAACGGAGCUACCAACAUCGUUGGCAUUACUCCGUCGCAGUUGCUAGCAACGACGGCUGCCACGGCCAAUGGAUCGCCGGCCAUCCAAACGAUACCGCUGAACCUGAACGUGACAUCGACAGCCGUCAGUAAUGGGCUCAACGGGGCCGGUAUCCCAGCGACCACGGCCAUCGUGUCCAGCGCCGGUCUGCAUUUGGCACCACCGUCGUCAGCCCAAGCGCUGCAGUUGACAACGAACGGUACCGGUGGCGGCGGCGGCGGUGGUAGCCUAGCCAGCAGCAGUAUUGGUGGUGGAGGCACCACGACCUCCACCAUUGCCACCAGCAACGGUAGCAGGGCGGGUAGUACUGCUUACGGGGUGGUGUCAACCGUAAGCGUAGGGCAAACGUUGGCCAGCGUGCACGGCAAAGAACUGAUUAACGGUACGAUCGGGAAGAACGGUACCGUACGGACUGAUAAUAAUAGUAAGCUUGAGAUUAUUGCAACCCAAACCCCCACCAAUAAUGCGACGGUCGUCGCAAACGGUGCCACCGUUGGCACCGCGGCACUAGACCCACCGGGAACGAAGGUUAUCACAGUGGUGAACGGUAACACGUUCGCACUCGCCUCGAUGGAUAAGGACAGCAAGAUGGGUGUCGUCUACAGUCCCAUCCAGCUGCUGACACCGCAAGGACUACGCGUGAUACAGCAGUCCCCGAACGGGCUGGCAACCAUCGAGCUUAGUGCGCCCGCUAACGGUGGCAACCGUUUGCAGCUGCAUUUAACUCACUAGAGAACGGUGGCCGCCGCCGGGAAGGGAGUAAGGAACGAACGUCAACCCACCCUCUUCCGCCGCAACUAGCGCCAAACGCGCUGCUGUUCCUUUCCUCUCCCGAGUUUCGUGAUCCGCGUGCUGCACUAACUUCCACCCGAGGGCCCAGUUUUUGCCACAUGCGAUACGCUGCCAGUUGCAUGAACAAGUGGCACGUUUACAAGUGGCCACAAUUGCAUUUCUACACACAAAACGUAAGUUCAAACCGAGUAACAAUAUGCGAUCGAUAACUUUUAAAGUCCGGAUGCCGGCUUCCUCUCUUCGGGCGGCU
Messenger RNA from Anopheles bellator, 2685 nucleotides. RefSeq names its product mucin-5AC-like. Gene Ontology annotation, molecular function: DNA-binding transcription factor activity, RNA polymerase II-specific; RNA polymerase II cis-regulatory region sequence-specific DNA binding; protein dimerization activity. The record is from RefSeq and is a predicted model, not a curated record. Lineage: Eukaryota; Metazoa; Arthropoda; Insecta; Diptera; Culicidae. The annotation marks the transcript as partial. Gene Ontology annotation, biological process: regulation of transcription by RNA polymerase II. The transcript is spliced from 8 exons.